Molecule: messenger RNA, 3816 nt
Organism: Naegleria lovaniensis
Lineage: Eukaryota; Heterolobosea; Eutetramitea; Acrasida; Naegleriidae
Exons: 2
Coding region: 1-3816 (1271 amino acids)
Source: RefSeq, a predicted model, not a curated record
AUGACGCUCCAAGCUCUUUCACAACCAUCAACAAGACCAUCCUUGUUACAGGUUGUUGGUAUUGUGGUUGCCUUUCUUUGCAUGUUUUCAUGGAUGCAUGCUGCUUCCGCAUGUCCAUGGGAUCAAGUUGGGUUGACACCUUUCACUUCACUCGAAGGAAGCACUCAAGCCAAUGGUACUGUGUAUGUUAACACUCCAACACUCAUUUCUUCUUCAACUCCCAUAUUGAGAGCCAUCAUUGUAAGAACAGGAGGUUCCUUGAUUUUCGACACAAAAGCCAUGAAUGUAAGUGUGAAUUACAUUCGGGUAGAAUCAGGAGGUUCCUUUAUCCUUGGGUCGAAUAGUUGUCCCAUGUUCAAGAAGAUUAUUUUCACAUUCUACGGCUCUGAAACCAAUGCCAAUGAAAUUGGAGUCGACCCAUAUGACAACUCUCCUCUUGGUAGCAAAGGAAUUGCGUUCUUAACAGGUUCGGUGGUACAAAUUGUCAGCAAUGUUCCUGGAAAGAGUUCAACUUGGACUCAACUCGGCCAAACGGCUUUCAAAGGUUCCAGAAACAUUAUUUUGAAUUAUGGAGUGAAAUGGCAAGUUGGAAAUUCCAUUGUCAUUGCCUCCACAGAUUACGGAGAAGUCUUGGACAUGCGUACUGAUCCACCUCCUUCACCAGACUUGGAUUGGCAAACAGGUGUUCCCUUUCCAGACCAAUCUGAAAAAUUCACAAUUAGUGCCAUCUCAGCAGAUGGAAAGAAUAUUACAUUGGACAAACCUCUCGCUUUCAUUCAUUGGGGAGAAGGAAGAGCUCGUGCUGAAGUUGGUCUCUUGACUAGAAACGUUGUCUUUCAAGGAGAUGCCACCAGUGAGCAAUCUGAGUUUGGUGGACAUUUUAUUGUUCGUCUUGUAAACAAGAUGCAAAUCAUCGGUGCUGAGUUUGUGAAUAUGGGACAAAAAGGUCAUAUGGGCCGUUAUCCUAUUCAUACACAUUUGUUGAGAAGUUCUUCUUCUGCCAUUUCGGACAAUUUUGUCAUUGCCAAUAAUUCCAUUCACAACAGUUUCCAACGAUGCCUAUCUAUUCACAACUCGUAUAACAUUGCAGUGACAAGCAAUGUGUGUUUCAAUUUUUGGGGACAUGGAUACUUUUUGGAAGAUGGAUCUGAAAUUGGGAACGAAUUCAAGUACAACUUGGGAAUUAGAUCAAAAGCAAUUAUUGAGAAACAAAUUAUUCCGUCAGAUAAGGAUCCAAGUGUAUUUUGGAUUACUAAUCCAAACAAUACCUUUAUUGGAAAUGCUGCCGUUGGUGGUAAAUGGGGAUACGUCUAUUUCAUGCCUACUAAUCCAACUGGAUUAAGUUCUCGAAUGGCGCCAGAAAACACAACCUUGCCGCGUAUUGCACCAAUGGGAGCCUUUGAUGACAAUAUUGCUCACAGUGCAGAUAGUGGCUUAUGGGUUGAAGAACAAAUGUUACCAGAUGGUACUUCAGAAAUUGAAGGUUAUUAUCCUGCCACAUGGAAUGGUUCAGUGUUGAUCAGUAAUAGAGGUAUUGCCACUUUUAGAAAUUUCACAGGUUACAAGAAUAGAAACUAUGGAGCAUGGGUAAAGGGUGCCAUUAUACAAUUACUCGAUUUUUAUGUCUUUGACAACAGAGUUCAGUUAACUGCUCCGACAGGACCUACUGUCACAGUGAAUGCUGUCAUGAUUGGAGAGACCUCAAACACUGGAGAUUCCUCAUUUAGACCCAAUGUCGACUUGGGUGGAAGAUCUCGACCUGAUUUGUAUCGUAAAGGAGGAGUCUCUGUUCAAAUUAUUGGUUAUGAACAAUACGAAGACGCUGGUCCUCAAUAUGUCAUGAAUUCUACAUUCAUUAAUCUCGUCUCAGACCAAGUUCGAAUGGCAGGUGCUUUCUCAUCGAGAAAAACACGCCAAGUUCAAUCCACUCAAAGCAAGAACAUUAACCUUACCUUCAUUAACGCUAACAAGCAUUAUAUUAAUCCAAAUUCUAUUUAUGACGAUCAUAGAUUUUUAGUUUACGCUGAUUUAGACGGCUCUUCAACUGGAUUUCCACAUGGAGGAUGGGUUGUUGGAUCUGACACCAUCAUUCCAUUCAAUGGCUGUAUUUUCAAUUCAUCAUGGAAUUCCUAUUCUUGCCCUGCUUUUGGUGAAUCGUAUGGCCAACUUCGAUUUACCAAUGCAGAAUAUGACACUUUUGAUGUGACUGAUAGAAACAGAGUUCAACAUCCCGAGUUGAGAGAUCCUAAUAUUCGACAAACUCAACAGUACACUUGGGAUUUACUAAGAAAUAUUGCAAGUCCAGUGACUGGAAGCAUUGCAAAGACCGCAAACACUUACUUGAAUCAAGCCAAUGUCAUCUUACGUGGUUUUUAUACCAUUCGAAUGCCUUAUGAUAUUCCUACUCCAAAAUCUGUCAGGUUGUCACUCAAUAAGGUGGUUAAUGGCGACUGGGUGGUUGUGACACUUCCUUACCGUAAGGAUGCUUCAUUCAAUGUACAAUAUGCUGAAUCACAAUCUUCUCCUUCCUCACAAAUGAAUCCUGGCACACUCUCUCAAAUGAUGCAAUACCCACGUCAAUAUUAUUACUGGGACGUGAAUGGUGAAAUGUUGUACAUCAAGUUGCAACAAUUGGACGGAAGAGAUUCCUUUGAAACCAUCUACAACACAUUCACAUCGUACUCAUCGGGUGGUAUCGUAUCCAUCACUGCCACUUGUCCAAGUGGAACAUGUGCUCCCAUUACUCUACAAAAUCCCGUAAAUGCCAAAUCCAUUUACAAGACCUAUAUGAGGGAGGAUCGUUAUGUAGGUCUUUUGGAAACCUGUCAACAAAAUGUUGUUGUCCCAGGUUCCUACACUCCAGGUUAUGGCAAAGUCUAUGCAUUCCUUGAUCCAAACUCAAAGGUGUUAGAUGUCACAGUGUAUCACAAUUUGAACUUUAUUGUUACUGGCAUUACUGUUGGUAUUGGGGCACCAGGAGUUGAAACAAGGCAAAUCUAUUCUUCCUACUCUGCUCCUCACCAUUCCAUUAGUCGAUUUUUAGUUGAUUUUUCAUAUAGUGAAUGGAUAGCAUUGAUUAAGGGCCAAGUUUUUGUAAAAGUCUCUACCACAGCUCACCCACAAGGUCAUUUAAGAGCUCAACUUUAUUGCUCGACUGGAUCCACAUGCACUAUUCCACCUCCCAUUUCAAGCGCUACACCAUCCAAUACUGGAGUGGGACAAGUAUUGUUGAAUUUAUAUUCAGGAAGUUUUGCAGGUUAUUCCAUUAAGACUGCACUUGACACCACCUACGAUGACAAAUUUGUCGACAGCUCCAUGGAUGGAAAUGCAUUGAAAGUGACCAUGCAAACAGGUAACAUAACAGUUGCGGUCAGCAAUGAUGUCGUGGUGAGUCAAACCAAUUCUACCGGUGCUGUAAAUUAUUUGGAGUUUUAUGUGAGAUCAUUGGAUUCAAAUAUUCCAUUAUUAUUGACAGUGACAGCUGGGUAUUCAAAGAAAAAUUACAAUCCUGAAGUUGUGGGUCGUCUGGAUGUGUUGCACUACAAGAUUGACACCACCAUUGCAACAAGAGUGAGACUUGCAGUUUCAGAUCUUGCUCUCGUUGCAGGAGCCAAAUUCAACAGUGUCACCUUUGAAUUGACUGACAAAUCAUUGAGAAGAACAUUUGUAUUGGAUCAAAUUCGAUUUGUAAACGGAGAUAAGGCUCCUGUUUCGAGUGGUGUGACACCUUCACAAAUUGUCUAUUUCAAUACUGCACCAAAGUGUGGAAGCACAGUCGAUCCUGAUCCAGAUCCAUUCUCUAUUCGAAAUUUGUAG